GAGAAGCUUCUAACUGCCAUUUUCCACUCAAACCCAGAACAUCCCCAGAAUUAGAAUACUUGAAUCAUGGGUAGAGAAGAACAAACAGAGGAGCGUGAAGUCCUCGACUCCAUCUUCCCCGAAGAAAUUACCGACAUCUCCGAGACCGAAUACCGUGUGUCGAUACAACUCGAAGUGACUGAAGAUGACGACUCUACCGAAUCCCCUCCCACUCUCAUCCUCUCCGUCUCAUACCCAGAAGACUACCCAGAUGUAGCUCCCCGACUAGAUCUCUCAGCACCUCCGAACGCCCCUAAACAUAAACAUCUGGACAUUCAAGAGGACAAGACACGCCUUCUAGAUGGCCUGACCGCAACAAUCGAAGAGAACCUGGGCAUGGCCAUGGUCUUCACCCUUGUCACCACCAUAAAGGACGAAGCCGAACUUUUGAUCGCCGAACGACAACAAGCAGUUCAAGCAGCAAAGGACAUGGAAGCCGCAGAAGCCGAAGCAGAGGAAAACAGAAAGUUCGAAGGUACAAAGGUCACGAGAGAAACAUAUCUGGACUGGAGUCGCAGGUUCAAGGAGGAAAUGGCAGACAUCAAAAAGAAGGCCGAAGAGCAAAGGGAGGCCGAGGAAAAGAAGAAGAGAGGUGGAAAGGAAGAGAAGAAGAUGUCGGGCAGAGAGCUUUGGGAGAGUGGUAUUGCGACCAGAGCCUUUGUCGACGAGGACGACGAUGGUGCAGAUAUCCUGGAGGCGAUGAAGAAGCUCAAGGUCGAGGCAUGAGAUGCCUGUUGAUCAAUCAGUUGAAAAACAAGGAGCUACGCUUCGUUCGACUGACUUCCCGACAAGAAACAGCAACACGGCCAAGGGGUACUCUUCCCACGCUUGACGCCCAAAGGACCGCUGUGGUAAGGGUAUCGCACGACGCCUGCAUCUUGAAGCCCAAGUUCUGUGCGUCAACAGGAUCAUCUAACCAAACGGUCUAUCUGUCACUGUACAUAGAAGGAUUGGACAGAAUAGGACGGCAGACAACCAACAAGUUCACGAUCGUCACGAAAGCUUCUUGCAUCUACCUUGACUCUCGAGGCCAGGGUCAUCAAAAUGUCUUGGUCGCCAUUCACGACUCACAAAAGCUUUACGAUGAGAAAUGCCAGCUUCGAGAAAAUUUCCACAGCCCAAGUUCUCAUCAACCACAAUUUGAAAGGC
Molecule: messenger RNA, 1188 nt
Organism: Aureobasidium pullulans EXF-150
Lineage: Eukaryota; Fungi; Ascomycota; Dothideomycetes; Dothideales; Saccotheciaceae
Product: RWD-domain-containing protein
Exons: 3
Coding region: 67-765 (232 amino acids)
Biological process (GO): cytoplasmic translation
Molecular function (GO): protein binding
Source: RefSeq, a predicted model, not a curated record